AUGACCUUCGGGCGCGGCGGGGCGGCCUCGGUGGUGCUGAACGUGGGCGGCGCCCGGUACUCGCUGUCCCGGGAGCUGCUCAAGGACUUCCCGCUGCGCCGUGUGAGCCGACUGCACGGCUGCCGCUCGGAGCGCGACGUGCUCGAGGUGUGCGACGACUACGACCGGGAGCGCAACGAGUACUUCUUCGACCGGCACUCAGAGGCCUUUGGCUUCAUCCUGCUGUACGUGCGCGGCCACGGGAAGCUGCGCUUCGCGCCGCGGAUGUGCGAGCUCUCCUUCUACAACGAGAUGAUCUACUGGGGCCUGGAGGGCGCGCACCUGGAGUACUGCUGCCAGCGCCGCCUAGACGACCGCAUGUCCGACACCCACACCUUCCACGCGGCCGACGAGCUGGGCCGGGAGCAGGCUCGCCCCGCCGGGCCCGAGGCGGCUCCCUCCCCGCGCUGGCUGGAGCGCAUGAGGCGGACCUUCGAGGAGCCCACGUCGUCGCUGGCCGCGCAAAUCCUGGCCAGCGUGUCCGUGGUGUUCGUGAUCGUGUCCAUGGUGGUGCUGUGCGCCAGCACGCUGCCCGACUGGCGCGCAGCAGCCGCCAACAACCACAGCCUGGAUGACCGGAGCAGGUACUCCGCCGGCCCUGGGAGGGAGCCCUCCGGGAUAAUUGAAGCUAUCUGCAUAGGCUGGUUCACUGCAGAGUGCAUCGUGAGGUUCAUCGUCUCCAAAAACAAGUGUGAGUUUGUCAAGAGACCCCUGAACAUCAUUGACUUACUGGCAAUCACACCCUAUUACAUCUCUGUGCUAAUGACAGUAUUCACAGGCGAGAACUCUCAACUGCAGAGGGCUGGAGUCACCUUGAGGGUCCUCCGAAUGAUGAGGAUCUUCUGGGUGAUUAAGCUGGCCCGGCACUUCAUUGGUCUGCAGACACUGGGUUUGACUCUCAAGCGAUGCUACCGGGAGAUGGUUAUGUUACUUGUCUUCAUUUGUGUUGCCAUGGCGAUCUUUAGUGCACUUUCUCAGCUUCUUGAACACGGGUUGGACCUGGAAACAUCCAACAAGGACUUCGCCAGCAUCCCCGCUGCCUGCUGGUGGGUGAUAAUCUCCAUGACUACAGUUGGCUAUGGAGAUAUGUAUCCUAUCACAGUGCCUGGAAGAAUUCUUGGAGGAGUUUGUGUUGUCAGUGGGAUUGUUCUGUUGGCAUUGCCUAUCACUUUCAUCUACCAUAGCUUUGUACAGUGUUAUCAUGAGCUCAAGUUUAGAUCGGCUAGAUAUAGUAGAAGCCUUUCGGCUGAGUUUCUGAAUUAAUGUGCUGCAAAUCAGUCCUUGCUCACACUUCAUUUGAUUGAGAGUUGACAUGACUUCUUAUUCAUGUGUUUCUCCCUGGGUGAGCCCUGCAGUGGUGUUGUCGUCGUGAUGGUGGGGUGAAUGGUAUUCUUUCCAGUUGAAGGGAUAAAGCAGUCUACU
Messenger RNA from Phodopus roborovskii (desert hamster), 1461 nucleotides. RefSeq names its product potassium voltage-gated channel modifier subfamily G member 3 (gene Kcng3). Gene Ontology annotation, cellular component: membrane; voltage-gated potassium channel complex. The transcript has 2 exons. The record is from RefSeq and is a predicted model, not a curated record. Gene Ontology annotation, biological process: potassium ion transmembrane transport; protein homooligomerization. Lineage: Eukaryota; Metazoa; Chordata; Mammalia; Rodentia; Cricetidae. Gene Ontology annotation, molecular function: delayed rectifier potassium channel activity; protein binding. Bases 1 to 1302 code for a protein of 433 amino acids.